UCAUUUCUCAUCCGAGGUUUCUCAUCCUAAAUAUAAGAGUAGUGAGAAGCUAAUAGUGUGAGACUUCUAUGAGCUUCGUACAUAUUUGUAGAUGUAGAUGAAACUAUGAUACUUGUUAAUCUUGCCUAUCUUUCCCCAUUGUUGACUCGUUUAAGUCAAUUAAUUGCCGGUGUAUGUACACGGGUGUAGCGUUUAUUAUCUGAUAAACGUUAACUAGUGUUCCUAUAUUUGCGUAUUUUUACUGUCAGUCCCACGUUGUAUAUCUAAGCUGUUAUUGUAUCCCUUAUAAUUCUGUCAACUCUAAAUUACUCAUGCUGUGGAUGGAUACCUUUCUGCAAACUGGUUUUAGCAAAUUAGUUCUAAGUUUGCGGAUGACAAGUGCACAUUAUCUCUGAAUUUCGAGUAAAUUAUUUACAAAAUGAUCAUACCUCACAUUGUUCCUACUUUAUUUGUAGUGUUUCAAAUUUUAAUAACAGUAUCAGCAAAUUGUCCACCAGUUCGACCUAAAAAGGGUAUGGAAAUUCGUUGUCUUUUUCCGGAUAGAAAUACAAAUUCGUUGUUGGACUGUGAUCGUGAAUUACCACUCGGAGCAGAACUUCAGUAUCGGUGCCAAAGACUUUUUACCUUUGACAAAGUCCCACAGCAAAGUGGGCACAUGACCUGCGGGGAGCAUGGUCAGUGGAUGAAAUUAAUCGAGUUUAAGGAAUUCCAAUGUCUACCAGUUACAGCGUGCGGACGACCAGGAAACGCUACCUUCGACACGCUCUCCUCCUUUAUAGAGAUGGAGAACGAGACUGGAGAGCGAAUUUUUCCCUGGCAUGCAACUAUUUUUAAGAGAUUUGGGACCACCAACGCAUUCAAAUACGCUUGUGGGGCAACGCUUGUUAAUCCGGAAAACAAAGGAUAUUUCGUCCUUACUGCAGCGCAUUGUGUCACAAAGAACCCAUUGACUGCAGAACCUGGGCCAUCAGACAAUUUUCGUGUCGUUCUUGGAGGAGUGAGUACAAAGUUUGAGGACAAUGUGGUCGGAACGUCUCAAGUUUUUUCUCCAAACAAAAUCGUGAUUGAGCGAGAGUACGACCCUCAUAGUCUGCAAUCAAAUAUUGCUAUGAUCGAAUUAAAUGGUCCCGUAAAGAUUUCAGAAACAGUCCAGCCCGUUUGCUUUCCAACAAGAACGAUUGCAAACUCUCAAGUUCGCCCAGGCAGCAUUGGAGAACUGCCUGUUGUAAGGAAUGAUCAACUGGCUUAUCAAGAAAUUCUGGGACUACCCAUUUCCGAACAGGGCGAAUGUUUGAGAGAUUGUGCACGAGAACCAACAAUUACUGAAUUUUGUGCCAUACAUAAUACGGGAACAAGAUUGUCCCCAUUGGAAAGUGGAACUGGAUUAGUAUUCAACGAUGGAUCUCAACAACCGAUCUUUUUUCUCCAGGGUGUUUUAACCAAAGUUGCUGGAGAAGCCGAGGGGUGUGCAGCACACGACACUUUUACCAGCGUCAGCGUAUUUCUGGAUUGGGUGAAUAAAGUGCACGAUGAGUUGGCAGAGAGUCAAAAGGUCACCGAAGUCGUCACUAAUCCGUACCAACAGCCCUUCCAACCAACGAGAGCCCCACCCACAAAUAGUAUUGAGAGUAGCAGACCACCACCGCAAGUAGACCACGAAACGAGUAAAGCCGUCAUCCCAUCAACGAAUAUUUUAAACCUUGGGCAAAACUUACACAAUUAUUACCGAAGACUUCACCAAGCCCCACCAGUCCGUAUAAACAUUAAGUUAUCCAAAGAAGCUCAGGAGUGGGCUGAUUACCUUCUUUAUGAAAACAAAUGGGAAUUUUCACAAGGAAAAGAUUAUUCGGAAAACAUAUUUCAAUAUUUUGGGAAAAUUUCUGAUUCAGAUGUUAUACGGAAAGCAGUAGACAACUGGUAUAACGCGAUAAACAAGUUCAACUGGAAUUAUCCAGAAGCCUCCACGUUUAGUCAGGUGGUUUGGAAGAACACGACAGAAAUUGGCUUGGGAAUAGCGUCCAAAGGAACGAAAAGUGUCGUUGUUGCAAACUACUGGCCGAAAGGAAACAUUUAUUAUGACGUUGUUGGGGAUGACAAGGGGAAAUAUUUCAGGGAAAAUGUGCUGCCUCGACUUUCCCCUCCGGACACAGUUUCUUUAGUUUAAAAUGGGUCGGGUCUCAGCUAUGGAUAAUUUACUUCGCUCCAAAUAAAUGCAAAUCAUAAUUAUACGUAACAGUAAAAUCCCGUAAUACUAAUAAUGACGUAAUGUAGAAAAUAAUGAAUAAAUACUAAAUUAAUAGCA
Folsomia candida is the source of this 2302-nucleotide messenger RNA. RefSeq names its product repressed by EFG1 protein 1. The record is from RefSeq and is a predicted model, not a curated record. Gene Ontology annotation, biological process: proteolysis. The transcript is spliced from 13 exons. Gene Ontology annotation, molecular function: serine-type endopeptidase activity. Lineage: Eukaryota; Metazoa; Arthropoda; Collembola; Entomobryomorpha; Isotomidae. The coding region runs from base 419 to 2164 and encodes 581 amino acids.